Molecule: messenger RNA, 2208 nt
Organism: Eruca vesicaria subsp. sativa (arugula)
Lineage: Eukaryota; Viridiplantae; Streptophyta; Magnoliopsida; Brassicales; Brassicaceae
Source: the annotation of a GenBank genome assembly
AUGGUGAGGCAUCUUCAUGGAGUUUUGUAUGUGUUCAUUAUCACAUUUUCUCUUAUACAUUUAGUUCAAGCGCAGGAUCAAAAAGGAUUCAUCACUUUGGAUUGUGGUUUGUUACCUGAUGGGUCUCCAUACACCGAUCCAUCUACCGGAUUAACAUUCACCUCAGAUGCUAGUUUCGUCGAGAGUGGAAAGAACGGUCGAGUUGAUAAAGAUUCUGAGAGAAACUUUGAAAAGGCGUCUGUAACGCUGAGAUACUUCCCAGAAGGGCAACGGAACUGUUACAACGUGAAGGUCACGCAAGGAACAAAGUAUCUGAUUAGAGCUUCCUUCUUUUAUGGAAAUUAUGAUGGUCGUAACAUAAUCCCAAACUUUGAUCUGUUUCUUGGCCCUAAUAAGUGGACAACGGUGAAUUUGAGUGCUACUGUUCCAGGUGGUCAGUAUAGGGAGAUUAUUCACAUGUCCAAGUUAAGCUCUUUGCAGAUCUGUCUUGUGAAGAAGGGAACAACUACGCCUAUGAUAUCAACCUUGGAGUUACGGCCAAUGAGAAGUGAUAUCUACAUUAGUGACACUGGGAGCUCCUUGCAGUUCUUAUCAAGAACUUAUCUUAAAGGUUCUGGUAGCAUUUUACGGUACCCUGAUGAUGUCUAUGACCGUAGGUGGUUCCCGAUGGUAGAGAAGGAGUGGAAUAUAGUAACUUCAACCCUCAAUGUAAACACUUCUAAUGGUUUUGAUCCGCCUCAAAGUGCGAUGGCAUCGGCUGCAACCUAUCUGGUGAAAACAACAAAGUCAACUCUUCCUCCUCUCCUUAACGCUAUGGAGAUUUUUACUGUUGUUGAACUUCCUCAGUCAGAAACAAACCAACAGGAAGUGGUUGCUAUCAAGAAGAUCCAAAUUGCUUAUGGACUGAGUAGAGUUAGUUGGCAAGGAGAUCCAUUUGUCCCCAAAGAGUUCUUGUGGGCUGGUCUAAACUGCAACAACACCGAUAUUUACACUCCACCAACAAUUACUUCCUUUGUUGAAGGCAACCCUAACCUUAGUUGCACAGAAAGGCCAUGUGUAAAUAAACCUAGAGAAACUGGACAUGCCAAAAAGAGUAUAACUGUGCCAGUUGUUGCAUCAGUUGCUUCAAUGGUUAUUAUUGCAACUGCAUUGGUUACAUUUUUCAUUCUCAAAAGGAAAAAAUCAUCAAACAAUAGAGAAAAGGGAAGAACACCAAGAUCGGAGCCACCGAGAAUAACUAAGAAGAAAAGAUUUACUUACGCAGAGGUUACUGAAAUGACAAAUAACUUUGAAAAGAUUCUUGGGAAAGGAGGGUUCGGCAUGGUUUAUCAUGGAUAUUUGAAUGGUACCGAACAAGUUGCUGUUAAAGUAGUUUCUCAGGGUUCAGUUCAUGGGCACAAACAAUUCAAAGCAGAGGUUGAUCUUCUUCUGAGAGUUCAUCACAAGAAUUUGGUAGGCCUGGUUGGAUAUUGCGAAAAAGGGAAGGACUUGGUUCUUGUCUAUGAAUACAUGUCCAAUGGAGACUUGAAAGAGCUUUUGUCAGGGAAACCCCACACCUCUGUUUUAAGAUGGGGAACUAGACUAAAAAUAGCGGUGGACUCUGCGCAAGGAUUGGAGUAUUUGUAUAAAGGAUGCAGACCAGCAAUUGUUCAUAGAGAUGUAAAAACAGCAAAUAUUUUGUUGGACGAAAACUUCCAAGCCAAAAUUGCCGAUUUUGGGCUUUCUAAAUCAUUCCCAAACGAUGGAGAGAGCCAUGUAUCCACAGUUGUUGCAGGAACUCUUGGUUACCUUGAUCCAGAAUACUACCAAACAAAUUGGUUGACUGAAAAAAGUGAUGUAUAUAGUUUUGGGGUCGUUUUAUUGGAGAUUAUAACAAAUUUGCCAGUGAUUGACCAGCAUAGUGAAACACCAUACAUAGCAGAAUGGGUGGGAGUAAUGGUCACCAAAGGAGAUAUUAAAAACAUUAUAGAUCCAAGACUUAAAGACGAUUACCACUCUGAUUCUGUUUGGAAAUUUGUUGAGCUAGCAAUGGCUUGUGUCGACGCUUCUUCAGCGAGUAGACCGACCAUGUCUCAAGUUGUUAUUGAGUUAAUUGAAUGUUUAACACUUGAAAACUCGAGAGGAGGAAGGAGUUGUGACAUGGAAUCCAGGGGUUCAAGAGAAGUGACCAUGACAUUUGGAACUGAAGUGAACCCCGCGGCUCGCUAG